This is a messenger RNA of Eublepharis macularius, 625 nucleotides long. RefSeq names its product mitochondrial ribosomal protein S14 (gene MRPS14). The record is from RefSeq and is a predicted model, not a curated record. Gene Ontology annotation, biological process: translation. The coding region runs from base 32 to 412 and encodes 126 amino acids. Gene Ontology annotation, molecular function: structural constituent of ribosome. Gene Ontology annotation, cellular component: mitochondrial small ribosomal subunit; ribosome. NCBI's taxonomy places the organism in Eukaryota, Metazoa, Chordata, Lepidosauria, Squamata, Eublepharidae. The transcript is spliced from 3 exons.
CGCCGUUGGCGCGUAGCAUUGUGGGGCAGACAUGGCGGCGGCUUGGGCGCUGCAGGCGAUGUCUCGUCAGAUCUCCCCCUUGCCUUGCCUUGGGCAAGUACGGGGUUAUUAUGUGAACUGGAGAAUGCUACGUGAUGUUAAGAGAAGGAAGAUGGCCUUUGAAUAUGCAGAUCACAGGCUACGUCUGAAUGCCCUUAGGAAAAACAAUAUUUUGCCAAAAGAACUCCAGGAAGUUACAGAUAAAGAGAUUGCUGCCCUGCCACGGGACAGCUGCCCUGUGAGGAUCCGCAAUCGGUGUGUGUUGACAUCUCGGCCACGAGGUGUGGUGUGGCGCUGGAGGCUCAGCCGAAUUGUUUUCCGCCACCUAGCUGACCAUGCUCAGCUCUCUGGGGUACAGAGAGCGAUGUGGUGAACCAUCACCCAACUUUUAUUAACCAAGGGAAGAAAAACCUGAGCCCUGUUCCAACUCAUAAGAUUUAUUGUACUGAAGGUCUUGAUAUAAAGGAUGGGGCAGCUCUGUACAGAUGAGCCUAGUUGGAGUUUGUCAAGUCUUCGGUUAACCUGCUGUUAAAGAUAUUUUAAAAAACAAACACUGCAAAUAUACCCAAACACCAAUUUCUGUUCA